AUGGAAUGGUUUUUGUUUGCUUUACUAUUCUAUCAGAUCUCAUUUCUAUGUUCGCAAUCACUACCUCUACUCUUACUCGUUUCAUUCGAUGGUUUUCGUUGGGAUUACCCGAAAAUACAUGGACCGUUAACGAACUUCGCGAGACUCGAACGACAUGGGGUGCGCGCACCCAGCAUGAUUCCAACAUUCACAACAUCAACAUUUCCUAAUCAUUAUUCGUUAAUUACCGGUUUGUAUGAAGAAAGUCAUGGACUUGUUUCUGAUGAAAUCUAUGACCGAAGAUCGAAUGAAAUAUUUCGAUCGUGGGAAAGUAAUUCGAGUCAAUGGUGGCCAAUCAAAACAAUUUGGUCGAUUAAUGAACAAAGACUCGGAGCACGAUCUGGUGUAAUUGGAUGGCCACAGAAGUUCAUUGAUGUAUCGAAAUCUGAAGUAUACAGAGAGGGACGUUCGUUCAAGGACAUUGUCGAUCAAAUUCUUCGAUGGUUUGAUGAUUCCAACGAGCCAAUCAAUUUUGGAGCAAUCUAUUUUCCUGAGCCAGAUCUUACAGGUCGUCGAAAUGGACCUUAUUCGCUGGAAACGAAACAAAAAGUAAAAGAAUGUGACGACAAUCUCGGUUAUCUUCUCAAUGAAAUCGACAAAAACGUUAAAUUAAAGAACAAUCUGCAUCUCAUUGUUACAUCAGAUCAUGGUAUGGAACAAGUCAAUGCAACAGAUAGACCAAUGUAUCUUGAACAAUACGUUGACAUGACAAAAUGCAAAGCAUUUGGAACAGAAACUACUCUGAACAUCUUUGUCAACAAUCCAAACGACAUCGAUGCAAUCUAUCGAAAUUUGAGUAAAAUUCCAAAUUCCAAUACGUACAAGAAAGACCAACUUCCUGACCAAUAUCAUUACAAAACCCAUCCACAUAUUGGUGAUCUGAUCAUCAUCCUGAAUCCGGGUUAUGAACUCCAUCGACUUUCAUUCGAUGAUGGCAACACGGUGAAUCUAAGUCGUAUUCACGGAAAUUCUGGAUAUGACAAUCAACUCGAGUCGAUGAAAACGAUCUUCUAUGCGACUGGACCUGAACUAAAAGAAAAUUUUACACUAUCAAAUUCGGACUCAUUACAUAGUGUUGAUCUUUUUGUACUGAUGUGUUUGAUAUUAAAUAUCGGCAAAUGUCCAUCGUCGAAUAGUUCAGCCACGCAUAUACAAUCGUUUCUUAUCGAUUCAAGUAAAGUUGCAAGUAUUAUUGGAAAAGAAACAGAGAAGUUGCAUGAUGGACCGAUGGGUUUAGUUCUUUAUCUACUUGUAUUAGUUAGUUUUGUUUUAAUUCUUAUUAUGGCUGUGGCAUGGUCAACGGUUGCCUUUCGCAAUGCUUCGGCAAUGGCGCGGGCAGCCCAUCCAGAUGCAGCUACACUUGCUGAACAAAAUCAAUACAAAUUCACUCAAAUCAAUGAUCUCAAAUUGCAUCCAGCUAUCGGAGAUGAUAAUCUAUGA
Messenger RNA from Adineta ricciae, 1479 nucleotides. Lineage: Eukaryota; Metazoa; Rotifera; Eurotatoria; Adinetida; Adinetidae. The record is from the annotation of a GenBank genome assembly.